Molecule: messenger RNA, 2073 nt
Organism: Girardinichthys multiradiatus
Lineage: Eukaryota; Metazoa; Chordata; Actinopteri; Cyprinodontiformes; Goodeidae
Gene: ess2
Product: ess-2 splicing factor homolog
Exons: 10
Coding region: 224-1651 (475 amino acids)
Cellular component (GO): catalytic step 2 spliceosome
Source: RefSeq, a predicted model, not a curated record
AAAUACGUCGUGUGUACGGUGGGGUUGUGGCUAAAAGUUAGCUGAGACGUUACGCGUAGCAUGUUAGCUCUUCUUUUAGUCUUUAUGUACUUAAGGUCUUAACCUGAGUUCAAACCUCCUUUGUGUUUGAGCUGAAAUACGCUCUUUGUUAUCAUUUGGAAGUUGUUUUUAUCGUGAUAGUGUCGCCCUUCGCUUUUGGGCUAGAAGGCUAACAGGCUCCACAAUGGAGGGCAGCGCCAGUGUUAGGAGAGCCUUGUCCGGGACUCUGGUACCUUCAGCGGUCACAACGGUGGCUCUGUGUGAGCCUGAGGACAGCGAGAAGGGGAAGCUGAAGAGAAAAGUUCUCGAUGAAGAGGAUUAUAUUCAGAGCUUAGAGAAAAUUAUCCAGAGGGACUUUUUCCCCGAUGUCACCAAACUUCAAGCACAAAAGGAAUACCUUGUAGCAGAGGAAAACGGAGACCUUGAGAAGAUGAGGGAGAUAUCCAUUAGAUAUGGAUCAUCGUUGAACAAAUCUACACCACAAACCUCUGCACCUUAUGUGACGCCGGCCAGCUUUGAGACACCAGUAGGUCACUCAGGUUCGCCCUCCUCCACUUUCUGCAGUAAAAGUUCAGGUGUGGAUCGAAAGGACGAUGACAAAGACGAGAAAGAGCUGCCCUGUUUGGAUCGCUUUCUUGCUAAAAACACCAGUGAAGAUAAUGCAUCCUUCGAGCAGAUAAUGGAUCUGGCAAAAGACAAAGAGAAGCUAAAGCACGCAUGGUUAUAUGAGGCAGAGGCUGAAUUUAAACAGCGCCACGAGGAGAACCUCGCCCUACCGUCAAUGGAGAAAGCUGCUCUUGAAUGUGUCAAAGCUGGACUGGAAACUUGGGAGUACAAAGCAAAGAAUGCCUUGAUGUAUUAUCCAGAGGGUGUUAAAGAUGAUGAUGCGAUAUUUAAGAAGCCCAGAGAAGUAGUACACAAGAACACUCGGUUUGUUGGAGAUCCAUUUAGCAAAGCUCUAAACAAAAGUCAGAUUCAACAGGCUGCAGCCCUCAAUGCACAGUUCAAACAGGGUAAAGUGGGCCCCGAUGGGAAGGAGCUUAUACCACAUGAAUCCCCAACAGUGAAUGGAUAUGGUUUUGAAAAGACUCCAUCACCGGCACCAGGUGUUUCUGAUUCUCCUCUGAUGACCUGGGGUGAGAUUGAGAGCACCCCAUUCCGGCUGGAUGGAUCAGACACGCCAUAUGUUGAGCGAAACCACGGACCGUCCUUCAAGAUUCCCGAACCAGGAAGACGAGAGAGGUUGGGUUUAAAGAUGGCCAAUGAAGCUGCUGUUAAAAACCGUGCAAAGAAACAGGAGGCCUUGAGAAAGGUUACAGAGAACCUUGCAAGUCUUACGCCUAAAGGUCUGAGCCCAGCCCUCACACCCGCCCUGCAGCGGCUUGUAAAUCGGACUUCUAGCAAAUACACAGACAAGGCGCUGCGGGCAAGUUACACGCCUUCACCCUCGCACAGGGUCACUCCCUGCAAGUCUCCUUUCGCCGGACCAGCCACUCCUUCAGGAACGCCAACGCCCACCAAAGCCAAGACGCCAGGCUCUCAGGACCUCACGUCUCUCACAGACAAUUUGCUGCAGCUUCCUAAGAGACGGAAAGCCUCAGACUUUUUCUAAAAGGAGCAGCUCUAUGUUCAAACUGUUAAAAAAAACUUUUGUAAAAGAAAAUCUGUAUCAAUACUUACCAGAAGGGCAUUUUUCCAGUUAAAGGACAAAAUGACUGAAGAAUUUCUAAUGCUCUAUUUGGGAAAUUCAGUGGUAAAUAGGAUAAUUGGUGUCUCAGUGAAAUUCAUCUUGUUCAGGUUUUUUUCAGUUUUGCUUUGUAAAAAGGAAAAUGUAAAAUAGAUUAUGUAUUUAUUCUGAUCUUGUAUGGUUUUUGAAACUUACUCAAAAACGAGAUCAUAAAGCCAAGCACAGCAUGUUAGUUUUUGCAUUUGUUACAUAAAAAUGUUAUAAAAUGUCGGACUUUUGGGUUUUUCAAUUCAAUGUGCUCAGUUAUAAACAAGCAUGGAUUUCGAUUAAAGUGGUCAUUUUGUCUA